Linepithema humile (Argentine ant) is the source of this 2471-nucleotide messenger RNA. Its product is annotated as Polypeptide N-Acetylgalactosaminyltransferase 3. Gene Ontology annotation, molecular function: polypeptide N-acetylgalactosaminyltransferase activity. Gene Ontology annotation, cellular component: Golgi apparatus. Gene Ontology annotation, biological process: protein O-linked glycosylation. The record is from RefSeq and is a predicted model, not a curated record. NCBI's taxonomy places the organism in Eukaryota, Metazoa, Arthropoda, Insecta, Hymenoptera, Formicidae.
GUACGUCGGCGUCGGCUGCUAAGCUGCUAGACGGCGAUGUUAUUCGGCGUCAGAGCACUUUCGCUGCUGUUGCUUAACAAAGCGUUGCUUCGAAAUUAGUGAGAUUGUUUAAGCAUAAUUUUGUGGCUACAUGUGUAUUGAUGUUUCCUAAUUUCCAGGCUGUGAAGCAAUUACAAAUAAGAGUUUAUUUCAGAAUUUCUUGGAAUCUUUCUUUUUUGUCGUAAUGACCCGACCUGUGGAUCACGAGGAGUUUGUGAUAACAGAAGCCGGACUUGCGUGAUAAUUUCGAACAACUUGGUAUAGUAAAAUGAAAUGAGAUUUCCUGAAACAGAUGAGUGUAUGACUGAACUCUCUGCUACGCGUGUCAAGGAAAUGAAUGUAAUCAAUGUUAUGGAUCAAUGAACAGCAAGAUGUGGCUUAGAUUGAGACGAUCUCGUCGUCUGUCAGUGAUCGCUUUCUUGAUCAUCACGAUAGUAGGCGUAUUUCUGAUUUGGUUGAAAAGCAAGGAGAAAGACAUCAAUCAGCGAGAUGACUUCAUCUCAUUACGAUUGCAUGGAGACCAAAAAGAUUACAUCGACCGUCGAGGAAUUCAUGUAGUGGUCGGUCAUUAUAUAGGAGACUCUGUGGAUUCUUUGAAAUCUCCAAACAUUACGAAAGGUAAUAGAUUUGAAGAUAUUAUUAAUCAAAAUUUGUUCAAUCCACGACCGUAUGAAGGUAAAAAUGGAGAACCUGUAGUAAUACAUCCGAAAGAUUUUUACAAGAUGCAGCAGUUAUAUCAGAUUAAUCGAUUUAAUUUAAUGGCUAGUGAUAAGAUACCAUUAAAUCGAUCUUUACCCGACGUUAGAAAAAAAAAAUGCCUCAUAAGGUAUGCAAAUGUAGGUAAUUUACCAAAAACGUCGAUCGUUGUAGUAUUUCAUAAUGAAGCUUGGAGUACGCUAUUACGGACAGUACAUAGUGUCAUCAAUCGAUCUCCGAGAGAAUUGUUAGAAGAGAUUAUUCUUGUUGAUGACAACAGCGAAAGAGAUUUUCUGAAGGGCCCUUUAGACGAUUACGUGAAGAAUUUUAUUGUACCUACAAGAGUUUUGCGAUCUAACGAACGAAUAGGAUUAAUAAAAGCAAGACUUUUGGGGGCGAACAAUGCUAAAGGUGAAGUUCUCACUUUUCUCGAUGCUCACUGCGAAUGUACGGUUGGCUGGCUGGAACCGUUGCUCGAAGCAGUUGGUAAAAACGCAACAAGAAUCAUUUCUCCAGUAAUAGAUAUUAUAAAUGACGAUACCUUCAGUUAUACAAGAUCCUUUGAGCUCCAUUGGGGUGCUUUCAACUGGGAUUUACACUUUCGCUGGCUAACUUUGAACGGCCGUCUGCUAAAGGAGAGACGUGAGAACAUCGUCGAACCGUUUCGCACUCCCGCAAUGGCAGGCGGAUUAUUCUCAAUAAACAAAGAUUAUUUCUUCAAAUUGGGCAGCUAUGACGAUCAGAUGCGAAUUUGGGGCGGCGAAAAUUUGGAAUUGUCAUUUCGCGCUUGGCAGUGCGGAGGUAGUAUCGAGAUUGCCCCUUGCUCUCACGUCGGGCAUCUCUUUCGAAAGUCUUCCCCUUACACUUUUCCGGGUGGCAUGGGUGAUAUUUUAUACAGCAACCUUGCUAGAGUCGCUUCGGUGUGGAUGGAUGAUUGGGCGGAGUUUUACUUUAAAUUCAAUCCCGAGGCAGCCAGAUUGAGAUACAAGCAGCAAGUCCGUUCGAGAUUGGCCUUACGCGAGAAACUGCAGUGUAAAAGUUUCGCGUGGUACUUGGAGAACGUAUGGCCUGAACACUUCUUUCCUACGGAUGAUCGAUUCUUCGGCAGGAUAAUGCACGCUGCAACAGAGAAAUGUAUUAUGAGGCCGACUGCAAAAGGUUCUUACGGGCAACCUUUAGGGAACGCAGUCCUACACUCGUGCAUAGCGCGGCCGGUACUCAGCCAGAUGUUCGUGAUGACCAAAAACGGAGUGAUAAUGACGGAUGAAAGUGUAUGUUUGGACGCACCGGAACGCGAUACGCAACAGAAGACGCCAAAAGUGAAAAUAAUGGCGUGUAGCGGUCGCGAAAGACAGAAAUGGCAAUAUGAUAAACAAACAAAAGUAUUUUUGCACGUGCCUUCUGGGAUGUGCCUUCAAGCAACAACACACGAUAACAACCCUGUAAUUGCGAGUUGUACUGAGAAUCUCGAUCAACAAUGGAUCUUGGAACCAGUUCCUUGGAAGCAAUGAUCACGGCGUCGCUAUCGCGGUAUCUAUCGCGUUAUUAACAAAAAAAAGUACUGUCCUUAAUGAACCGUCAGUCCAUCAGUAAUUAAUAUGCGCAACAGUAAAAACUGUGACAUCAACUUGCAUUCUAUGCAAUAGCUUGCGUUGAUGUCAUCUUAACAAAAAAUUGAUAUUUUUUUACUUUUAUAUUGAAAAAUCCGAAUGCAUAUCUUUUAUAACAAUGUUUGA